AUGUCGACGAGUAAAGAAAUGGUCGACACGCCCGAGCAGCGCGCCAGCGAUGACGUCAAGACAAGCAAGGCGCCGACAGUCAAAAGCGAUGUCACGUCUGAAGAGCCAAAGGGUGGCAUGGGUGGCUACGUCCGCAUCUUCAAGUAUGCAGAUCGUACAAGCUGGAUCCUCAACACCAUCGCAUUCGUUGCAGCCAUCGCCGCUGGAACACUACUUCCGUUAAUGGAUCUGGUCUUUGGCAAGUUCAUCUCGACGUUCACUGGGUUCGCGACUGGCUCGAUCACGCCAGCGCAAUAUCGUGCCGAAGUGAACAAAUACACAUUGUACUUCAUCUACCUCUUUGUUGCGAAGUUUGGUCUCGUCUACAUUCACUCGGCAUUUGUAUCCAUCGCAGCCAUCCGCACCACCAAGGCCUUACGAUUGGACUUCAUCAAGAGUAUUCUCCGCCAGAACAUCGCAUACUUCGACUCAGAUGAAGCCGCUUCGGUCACGACACAGGCUACGACGAACGGAAACAAUGUCAACAACGGUAUAUCGGAGAAGCUCACGUUGACCGUUCAAGGUGUAUCGACCUUCGUCUCAGCAUUCAUCAUCGCCUUCAUCGUCCAAUGGAAACUUACCCUGAUAACGAUCAGCAUCGUUCCUACAAUCAUGAUCGUUGUCGGUGUUUCCAUCGGCAUUGAUACCAAGAACGAGAAUCAAUUGCUACCGAUUUACUCCAAAGCCGGACAACUUGCGGAAGAGAUUUUCGCGACUGUGCGCACGGUUCACGCGUUCUGGCUUCAUCCAUUGCUGUCCAGUAAGUAUGACAAGCUUCUUGGCGAUGCCCAGGAGGUUGGUAUGAAGAAGUCCCCGAACUAUGCCGUCAUGUUCUCAGUCGAGUUCUUCUGCAUCUAUGCGGGCUAUGGUCUGGCCUUCUGGCAAGGCAUCCGGAUGUGGGCCAGGGGCGAAGUCCAAGAGAGUGGCGACGUGUUUACCGUCAUCCUCGCUGUCAUUGUCGCAGCAACCGCUAUGACAACAAUAGCACCUCAGAUCAUAUCUCUGACGAAGGCCUCUUCUUCUGCCGACGAGUUAUUCAAAACCAUCGAUCGGAAGUCCGAGAUUGAUCCCUUGAGUGUUGAUGGCAAGGUGCCUAGCGUGUGUCAAGGUGUUGUCGAGAUUCGAGACGUCAGCUUUGCCUAUCCCGCUAGACCUGACAUCACAGUCUUGAAGAGCUUAACGCUAUCUGCGCCUGCUGGAAAGACUACAGCCCUCGUAGGAGCAUCAGGCAGCGGCAAAUCGACAAUCAUCGGCUUGAUAGAGCGAUGGUAUGAUCAGGCUAGCGGCGCCAUAUACCUCGACGGUACUGACAUACGAGAGCUCAAUCUCACCUGGCUACGUACGAAUAUCCGAUUAGUACAGCAAGAACCAGUGCUUUUCUCCGGUACUGUCUACGAAAACGUCGCAUUCGGCUUGUUCGGCACCGACAAGGCCAACUUGCCCGAGAGCGAGCAGCGAGCGCUCGUAGAGAAGGCCUGCAAGAACGCUUAUGCCGAAGAGUUCAUCGAGCGGCUGCCAAAGGGUUAUGACACGCAGUUGGGUGAGCGUGCUAUGAACCUCUCGGGCGGUCAGAAGCAACGACUAGCCAUCGCGCGCAGUAUCGUCUCGGAGCCAACUGUCCUUCUCUUGGAUGAAGCCACCAGCGCUUUGGACCCAAAGGCAGAGAAGAUCGUACAGCAAGCACUUGAGCGUGUCUCUCAAGGUCGCACAACCAUCGUCAUCGCUCAUAAGCUUUCUACCAUUCGCAAUGCCGACAACAUCGCAGUCAUGGCUGCUGGAAUUGUGGUUGAACAAGGUUCACACGACGAGCUUCUCGCUGCUGGUGGUGCAUACGCUCGUCUCGUCAGAGCCCAGGACCUCGGCCAAGCAGAGGGCGAAGAGCAGGAAGACCAAGAUUUUGCCGCAGAGAAGAUUGAUCUAGUACGGACGCAGACUCAAGCAUCCGCUAUCGGCCAAGAAGCGAAAGUUUCCGACAAAGACAGCAUCAAUUACAACCUGGUGAAGUGUGCCUGGAUAGUGCUCAAGGAACAGGGUGCCCUUUGGAAGUGCUUUCUCAUAUUGGGAAUUGCAACACUAGCUGGAGGAGCGACCUACCCAGCUCAAGCCAUCCUGUUCUCUCGCGUCGUCGAAGCCUUCCAACUGUCUUCCAAGAGGGCAGUAGAACAGGGCGACUUUUACUCCUUGAUGUUCUUCGUUGUCGCAAUCGGCAAUCUUGUUGUCUAUGGCGCUGUUGGCUGGGCCAGCAACGUUGUCGCACAGGUUGUCGCCAGGGUAUACAGACGCGAGAUCUUCGACCUUGUCCUCAAGCAAGACAUGGCAUUCUUCGACGAUCAAGACAAUGCAAGCGGCGCGCUCGCCUCCAAACUCGGAGCCUACCCUGACGCACUGCGCGACCUUAUGGGCUUCAACCUGAUGCUCAUUUUCAUCAACAUCGUCAACAUCGUUUCUUCCUCGAUUCUUGCCAUCGUGGUUGGCUGGAAGCUCGGUCUUGUAGUUGUCUUUGGAGCUAUGCCUCCAAUCGUGUUUUCUGGGUACCUCAGGAUUCGACUUGAAUUCAAGCUAGAAGAUCUUACGGGCAAACGUUUCGCCAGCAGCGCUGCACUCGCAUCCGAAGCAGUCUCCGCCAUUCGCACAGUCUCCAGUCUCGCGCUCGAAAGACACAUCCUCGCCCGGUACGAAGAUCGACUACGAGGUGUCGCAAGAGACGGCAUCAAAGCUUUGGUGUGGACCAUGUUUUGGUACGCACUGACGCAGUCCAUCUCAUUCUUGGCAAUGGCCCUGGGCUUUUGGUACGGCGGCCGACUGAUCAGCACGGGAGAAUACACGACUACCCAAUUCUUCACGGUCUUCAUCGGUGUCAUUUUCUCUGGAGAGGCAGCUGCAGCCUUCUUCUCUUACACUACGAGUCUCACAAAGUCGGCCACUGCGGCCAACUACGUUUUUCGGUUGCGGGCAAUGAAGCCUGCAGUGCAGGAAGACGCAUCAAAGCCGCCAUUUGACGACGAGAAGGACAAGAGUCCAGCGCAUAUUGAGGUGCAAGACCUUGCUUUCGCGUACAAGUCUCGGACCCACGCCAAGGUCCUGGAGGGCAUCGAUAUCGAUGUCCGCCCCGGUCAAUUCAUUGCUCUCGUCGGCGCUUCAGGCUGCGGGAAGUCAACAAUGGUUUCGCUCUUGGAGAGGUUCUAUGAUCCCGUUGCGGGGCGUAUCACCUGCGAUGGCGCUCCGUUGAUGGACCUCUGUCCACGCAAGUACCGCCGAGGUGUGUCUUUGGUCCAGCAAGAGCCAGUCCUGUAUCAAGGCUCGGUCCGGGACAACAUCGCCAUGGGUGUUGAAGUCGACGUGACUGACGCUCAGGUCGAAGCCGCAGCCAAGCAGUCGAACAUAUCCGACUUCGUUGCAUCUUUGCCAAACGGCUUUGCGACGAUGUGUGGUAGUAGAGGCACGCAACUAUCGGGUGGGCAGCGCCAGCGUAUCGCCAUCGCCAGAGCACUCAUCCGCGAGCCACGCCUACUGCUUCUUGACGAAGCUACUUCCGCACUGGAUACUGAAUCCGAGAGGGUAGUUCAGGCGGCGCUCGAGGAAGCGCAGAGUGGACGUACAACUGUCGCGGUAGCGCAUCGUCUCAGUACUAUCAAGGAUGCGGACAUGAUCAUGGUGUUCGCGAGGGGAAAGAUUGUGGAAAGUGGCACACAUCAAGAACUACUUGACAAGAAGGGUGUGUACUAUGAGAUGUGCUUGGGCCAAAGUAUGGAUCGGGCGGUCCCGACAUGA
Molecule: messenger RNA, 3810 nt
Organism: Alternaria incomplexa
Lineage: Eukaryota; Fungi; Ascomycota; Dothideomycetes; Pleosporales; Pleosporaceae
Exons: 8
Coding region: 1-3810 (1269 amino acids)
Biological process (GO): transmembrane transport
Cellular component (GO): membrane
Molecular function (GO): ATP binding; ATP hydrolysis activity; ABC-type transporter activity
Source: RefSeq, a predicted model, not a curated record